Molecule: messenger RNA, 1515 nt
Organism: Scomber scombrus (Atlantic mackerel)
Lineage: Eukaryota; Metazoa; Chordata; Actinopteri; Scombriformes; Scombridae
Product: receptor-type tyrosine-protein phosphatase S-like
Exons: 5
Coding region: 122-670 (182 amino acids)
Biological process (GO): axon guidance; homophilic cell-cell adhesion; dendrite self-avoidance
Cellular component (GO): plasma membrane; axon
Molecular function (GO): cell-cell adhesion mediator activity
Source: RefSeq, a predicted model, not a curated record
CUGGCAGUGAGUUGCUAUCUUUCUCCCGUUCUACUCUCUGGGUGGAUUUUCGGGCUUGCUACAAACUGAAGACGGGAGGAGUUUCAAGGACCAGGUCCCCCAUGGCUUCCCCACCAUACACAUGGGUCCCCAGCUGAAGGUGGUUGAUCGGACCAGAACUGCCACCAUGCUGUGUGCUGCCAGUGGAAAUCCAGACCCAGAGAUCUCCUGGUUUAAGGACAUGCUUCCCGUGGACAUCAGCAGCAGCAAUGGGCGCAUUAAACAGCUUCGCUCAGGAGCCCUGCAAAUUGAGAACAGCGAGGAAUCAGACCAGGGGAAAUAUGAAUGUGUUGCCAUGAACAGUGCUGGGACCCGUUACUCCGCUCCUGCCAAUCUCUACGUACGAGUGCGAAGAGUCCCACCCAGAUUCAUCAUUUUACCCACCAACCAAGAGGUGAUACUAGGCGGCAGCGUCAACCUGACAUGUGUGGCGGUGGGCUCGCCCAUGCCUUAUGUCAAGUGGAUGGAGGGCGGGGAGGAUCUGACAAAGGAAGAAGAGAUGCCAAUGGGACGCAACGUGCUGGAGGUCACCAACAUCCGGGAGUCAGCCAACUACACCUGCAUGGCCUUGUCCUCCCUGGGCAUCAUCGAAGUCACAGCUCAGGUCACUGUCAAAGGUGACCAGACCUAAACCAUGAUGUCUGAUGUCUCUUUGUCCCUGGGGCCCAGCCAGAGAUGCCUUUCAAGAGCAUUGUAACUGUUUUUUUUGUCUCCCUUUUGUUCUCCCUCACCUCUAUAUCCUUACACACAACACAAACCCACCCACCACACAUACACACACCACACUUGCCAACAUUUAGGUUUCAAAAUACAGGAGAUUUUGUACAUGAAGUGAAAGAUACUAUUUUACUCAAGUUGACAACAAAUAUUCUUGUUACUUGAACUGAAACAAAACCGUCGCAAGUAAAACACCAAGUACUUUAUAAAACGACACGUUUUAUAGCAAGCAUAAACAUGUAGAAAAGUAAUAUUUUCAAAUGCUUUGCUCACAGUGUCCCAUACAUCGCUGGUGUGGUUUACAUGACCACAAUGUGCUGGUUAAGGUACCACAACACACAUCUCACACAGAAACUUAGAAACACUCAUUUGACCUGUAUCACUAUGAAAUCAUGAGAUCAACAAGAGUAAUUACUAAUUGGGAGCACCGCAUGAGAAAAGGUUUAAAAUAGGGAGAUUAUUGUGAAAAUCAUGGGAGUGCUGGCAGAUAUAACACACACACACACCUACACACAUGCAUGUUACAACAAGAACAUCUUAAAGUAUUAAGUAUUUUUAGUGAGUAUUAAGCCAAACAUUGGGCCUUCUGAAAGAACAUUUUAAUAUUUUUAGUCUAAACUCUUUUUACUGUGAGGUUUACUUGUGCAAGUGUUCCAAGCCAGAUUCAACAUGGCUCUGGUUCUCCCUCUUGUCUUGUACUGGGUCAUAUGUGCUUUCAUGUUAAUCGCUUAUCUUACGCAAACAAUGAAUAAAAAAAGA